GGAGCGUAUUUCCAUCUCACCAGCGACACGAGAUAAGGUCAAUCCUGCAAGGAAGAUCAGUAACGCAAGAGGUUCACCUUCUCCUGCACGCAGUCACUGAGAAAACAGCAUGGUCAUGUCUGGGGUUUGGACUGUGGGUCUCCUGACUCUCUUCCUCAUUUUCAAAGAAGGGGAGAGUAACUUAAACAACCAAAACCUGCAUAACAUCAUAAAGGGAAUGAAGAAUAGGUUGGACCCUCAGAAGUUACGAGAUGAGAUAAGAAAUAAAAACAACCCCAAUAUGGCAACGGGUGUCCAAUACAGCGUGGGUCUCCAGCUCACAAGUGACGAUUGUGAUUCAGGAAGUAUGACAUCCGUCACAGCUAACUUUGCAGCGGUCAGGAAUCAAAUGGCAAAUGAGGCUGUGUUUAAUACUGCUGGUGUAACAGCAGCUAUUCCAUGGAAAGUGUAUAAUAAUAAUGGUCAGUUAAGAUACACAGAUCAUGCAGAAUAUCGAGUUCUCAAAGGACUCGGGAGAAACCAGGCCAAAUGUCUGAUCGUCUACACUUACUUCAGCCCCUGUUUAACCAAAUGUCUUGAUGAAGAUAAUCGUAAUAAUAUAAUUUGGAUGUUAGGGGAUGUCUUUAAGCAGCAAGUUGGGUACAAGGCAUUUGUUUACGACAGAAUUUUCUAUAAAGACACUGAUGUAGACCAAUUAUACAAUGUGUUGAAGCAAAUCAACUCUGUGCCUGUGUACUGCUGUGAUAAUAACCGCUGUACGCAGUUUGAUGGGAACAGAGGCCUUGACCAAACAUGUUUGAAUGUGUAGGAUCCUCACUGAAACAUUCAUGCUUUUUCUACCUGCUGAUUCAAAAUGAACUUACACCUGUGCUAUAUACAUCUUUCUGAGCUCUGCCAUGUCUUAUUAUUGCUGUGUGGUAUUAAAAACAGUCCUGUAUGAAUGCAAAAAGCAAACUGCAUUAAAGGCUAAAAUAAUCAGCCUAUUUAAGUUAAA
This is a messenger RNA of Paramormyrops kingsleyae, 994 nucleotides long. Lineage: Eukaryota; Metazoa; Chordata; Actinopteri; Osteoglossiformes; Mormyridae. The record is from RefSeq and is a predicted model, not a curated record.